Messenger RNA from Olea europaea var. sylvestris, 1864 nucleotides. Its product is annotated as protein FAR1-RELATED SEQUENCE 6-like. Lineage: Eukaryota; Viridiplantae; Streptophyta; Magnoliopsida; Lamiales; Oleaceae. The transcript has 2 exons. The record is from RefSeq and is a predicted model, not a curated record. Bases 281 to 850 code for a protein of 189 amino acids.
AAUCUUGCGUGAAAUCAUUUUCUUCAUUUUUGCUGGGAAAGCGCUUCUCUUCUCUUUGAGCUGAUUUACGGUGGGCCAUAUCUUGUUCAUAAAGGGAAAAUUAUCCGAUGCAGGGUUCAUUUCGCCGAAAGCAAUGGGUUUAGGAAAUAUGGGUCAAUUUCUUCACUAAUAUCUCUCGGCCGCGAGUUCCAGUCAUCGCGAUUGGCGUUCCGUGAAAUAUCCAACAUUGGGUUCAUUUUGGAAGCAAAGUAGAAGUCGAAAUCUGGUUUGAUUCGAAGAGAUGACGAACAAAGGAAUUUCAGAAGAGGCAGACAACGAUAUCUUGUUAGAAUCAGGUAACGAGAAGAUGUUGGAAAGUGUGAAUGUAGUGGACGAUGGAAUUGUAGGACUAGAUGGUAUGAUUGUGCCCGAAGUAGGUAUGAAGUUCAGCGAUGAAAAAGACAUGUUUGAUUUUUACAAACGAUAUGCGUACAACGUAGGCUUUCCGGUUAGGAAAAGAAAUUCGCAAAAGGAUGAUGAUGGAAUUGUAAGAUAUAUUGUGUUUACAUGUAGCCGUGAAAGUCGUAGAAGUAGUAACACAAGCGGUUAUAUGAAGACACAAGCUACCAUUCAAACGGGUUGUAAAGUUAGGUUGACUACAUCAUUAGAUGCGUGUGGAGUAUGGAAAAUUAACACAGCUAAUCUUAUUCACAAUCAUAAAACCAGCCCUUUGAAGUCCAGGUUGUAUCGUUGCAACCGAGAAUUGAGUGCCCAUGUCAAACGACGGCUUGAAGUGAAUGACAUGGCAGGGAUUCUUUUGCAUAAAAGUUACAUUUCGGCGGUUGUAGAAGCAGGGGGUAUGAGAAUAUGACUUGCAUUGAAAAGGAUUGUCGAAAUUAUGUUGAACAAGUAAGGCGAUUGAGACUGGGAGAAGAAGAUGCUGCAGCAAUUCAGUUUUACUUUUCAAACAUGCAAGCAAGGUGCUCUGGUUUUUUCUUUAGUAUGGAUUUAGAUGAAGAGUCGCUCUUGAGGAAUAUUUUCUGGGCAGUUAAUAGGAGUAGGCUGACAUAUAAGGAGUUUGGGGAUGUUGUGACAUUUGAUACCACAUACCUAACUAACAAGUAUGACAUGCCAUUUGCGCCUUUUGUUGGAGUUAAUCAUCAUGGGCAAUCAACACUCCUUGGUUGUGGUUUGUUGUCAAACGAAAAUACAGAAACAUUUGUGUGGUUUUUCAAGACUUGGUUUCAGUGUAUGCAUAGAAAGCACCCCUUGGUAUUAUUACCGAUCAAGACAGGGCCAUGCAGAAUGCAAUUCAGAUUGUGUUCCCGAAUACAAAACAUAGAUGGUGUUUGUGGCACAUAUUGAAGAAGUUGCCAGAGAAGUUUGGACACCACAACGACAAGGGUGAAUCUUUUCUGCCAUACACGUACUGGUGUAUGAUACUGAAACCGUUGACGAAUUUGAAGAGGGUUGGAGUGCGAUGAUAGAGAAGUAUAAUUUGCAUGACAAUGACUGGUUGUCGGGAUUGUAUUCGAACAGGGGCCGUUGGGUACCUUGCUAUUUGAAAUGUAUGUUCUGGGCUGCAAUGUUAACUACUCAACGCAGUGAGAGCAUGAAUGCAUUCUUCGACGGGUAUGUGCACUCUAAGACGUCGUUGAAACAAUUUGUCGAACAAUACGAGCGAGCUUUGAGGAAUAAGGUAGAGAAGGAGUUUCGGGCAUAUUUCAAAUCUUACUCACAAAUGGUUCCAUGUGCAAAGAAAUACGAGCUAGAGAAGCAAUUUCAACUAGUUUAUACCAUCUCAAAAUUUAGGAAAGUUCAGGAUGAGUUCAUUGGGAAGGUCUACUGCGAUCUCAUAUCUUCGUUGGAGUGCUUUUCAGGGACG